AUGGCCGACAUGGUCCUCGAGAAGCUUCGAAAAAACUUCGCGAACUUGCGGAUGGCGUUUCGCGCCUUGGACCGCAGCAACAACGGCUAUAUUUCCCGUGCAGACUUCUUGGAUGCCUUGGAGCACAUCUUCUUGAAUGCGGGACAUACGCCCGAGGAAGUGGAUGAAAUCGCCGAUCGAUUCACCCUCGGCGCUGGAGACACGCUGAGCUAUGAGGAGUUUUGUGACAUCGUGGGUUCGGCAGAAGCAGAUCCUUUCACUGAGACCAUGGAAGCUGUGGAGGUCGAGAAGGAAGACCGAUCCUCGCGUGCGCGUGUGGAAGCGGUUCAGCUCGGGAUCAACAGCUUCCGGCAGAUCUGCGAUCGCCGGUACGCCUCCAUGCGCGAGUCUUUCCGAGUCAUGCCCGGCUAUUUUGCGGAGCACCGCUUGCAGGUCAACGUGUGCCAUGACCGAGCCAAGGAUAACGUCGAAAAUUCCGUGUCCAUGGAAGCCCAGGGCCUGCGAACACCUACACCCCGAGGAAGGCGCUGCAGCACCCCCCGAACGCCAGCUGCCCCCAGGCCUGCUGCAGUGCCGAUGAUGAUGAAGGUCUUAGGAAACAACACCUCCAGCGAGAAGAAGCUGAAGUCACUUGAGGCCAUGCUCAUUUUCGAUCCCGAGGCUGCUACCAGCCCAUUUGAGGACCACGAGUUCGAGACCCCACUUGCCUUUGCUGUUAAGUGCGGCGUCUGCGACUUCCAGGUGAUUCGACUCCUCCUACGAUACGGUGCCGAUGUGCAUGGUCGCGGUGCUUGCAAUCGCACCGCCGCAGAGAUAGUUGCAGAGAGGUUAAAGAGGUACGAAGACCCGACUUUGGCCUUCUGCCAGUUGCAGGACCCUACUCAGGUCGAAGCGGCCCGUGUGCGUGACCUUGAGGUGCUACAGGUGCUGAUUGAUGCCGGUGCGGAUGUUCCCUGGCCAGGGAGCAGGUUCCGGCUCGGCGACGAACCAAUUCGAGACGCAAAGCUCAUCAAGGAGUUUUGGAUUUGCUUCUUCUGCGCAUGGGUGCAGACCGCGGCGUACGUUGCAAGCUCCUCCAAAAGCAUGAGUCUCGGACCCCAGGCAUGCCCGCGGCCCUGA
This is a messenger RNA of Symbiodinium sp. CCMP2592, 1119 nucleotides long. NCBI's taxonomy places the organism in Eukaryota, Dinophyceae, Suessiales, Symbiodiniaceae. The record is from the annotation of a GenBank genome assembly.